Molecule: messenger RNA, 1097 nt
Organism: Humulus lupulus (European hop)
Lineage: Eukaryota; Viridiplantae; Streptophyta; Magnoliopsida; Rosales; Cannabaceae
Product: xyloglucan endotransglucosylase/hydrolase protein 22-like
Exons: 3
Coding region: 4-864 (286 amino acids)
Biological process (GO): cell wall biogenesis; xyloglucan metabolic process
Cellular component (GO): apoplast; cell wall
Molecular function (GO): xyloglucan:xyloglucosyl transferase activity; hydrolase activity, hydrolyzing O-glycosyl compounds
Source: RefSeq, a predicted model, not a curated record
ACAAUGGCGAUUGCAUUACUACUUCUUCUCUUGCCUGACCUUUUCACGGCCGUGGUCUCAACCGGAAAUUUCAGCCAGGAUUUUGAUCUAACGUGGGGAGAUGGCCGAGGUCAGAUAUUGGACGGUGGUGAUCUUCUAACAUUGUCUCUUGACAAUAUCUCCGGCUCCGGAUUCCGGUCAAAAAAAGAGUAUCUUUUUGGCAACAUUAACAUGCAACUCAAGCUUGUUCCCGGCAACUCUUCUGGCACCGUCAUAACCUAUUAUCUUGCUUCGAACAAGUCGACAUUAUGGGAUGAGAUAGACUUUGCAUUCGUGGGAAACUUGAGUGGUGAGCCUUAUGUUGUACACACAAAUGUGUUAACUCAAGGCAAAGGUGACAAAGUGCAACAAUUCUACCUUUGGUUUGACCCAACUCAGGAUUUUCAUACCUAUUCUUUCCUUUGGAAUCCCCUUCGUAUUAUCUUUGCAGUGGAUGGUUCUCCUAUUCGAGUGUUCAAAAACUUGGAGUCAUCAAUGGGAGUUCCAUACCCUAGAAGCCAGCCAAUGCGGAUAUACUCAACCUUAUGCAGCGCCAAGGAGUUGGUUACAGACGGAGGCGGCGGAUUCGUGGAAACGGACUGGAGCAAAGCUCCGUUCAACGCCUCAUACCGGAACUUCGACGACAAAGAGUCGUGCGUUUGGUGGUCAGGGGCGUCUUCUUGCAACUCCACCACCGCUGCUACGUCCCCGUGGCUGUCGGACCAGCUUGACUCCGCCAGCCAAGAGAGGCUGAGAUGGAUUCAGAGUAAUUACAUGAUCUAUAAUUAUUGUUCUGACGUUCAACGAUUUCCCGAUGGCCUCCCACCUGAAUGCGACGUCGUUUGAUAAAGCAUGUAUUCAUUACAAGUUCACGUACGUAAAAAGCCGGCCUAUAUGUAUGCAUCUCUUAUUAUUAUGUAAUUAGUUUUUGGGAACAAAAAAAAGUUGUGUUCCAUUAUCUCUUUCUCUUCUACACCGUUUAUUUACUGCUAAUGAUAUGUUCACCCAAAAUAUGUUCUUAAAUAUUACACAUAAUCAAAUUUGGCUCUUGGCGCAAAGGUAUUAGGCAUGUGCCUAGG